AUGCCCGCUCACACUCCCGCAGACAGGAACCUCGUCCGCAUCGGCAAGGAGCGCGUCGAGAGCGUCUCCGCGACAGACUUCCCCGGUCACCACCCUGGCGAGAGCCACCACUGGGACCUCGACCACUUCCGCUCCAACCUCCGCGUCCAGGUCAACUCGCUCAGCCCGACAGCGCUCGAGUUCGACCUCGUCGGCGUCGAUGCGAGCGUCGCCAAUGCCCUCAGGAGGAUCGUGAUCGCCGAGGUCCCGACGGUCGCCGUCGAGAACGUCUACGUUUGGAACAACACGUCCAUCAUCCAAGACGAGGUCCUCGCGCAAAGGCUUGGCCUCAUCCCCUUGGCCAUCCACCCUCGCAAGCUCGACAUGAAGAAGACGCCGGACGAGCCGCCCACGGAUCUCAACACAGUUGUCUUCAGCCUCAUCGCGCGAUGUGAGCGGCGGAAAGACGUCAAGAAGGGCGAGACGGAUCCUCACAAGAUUUGGAGCGGCGUCGAAGUGCUGUCGUCGAAUCUGUCCUUCAGCUCGCGAGGAGGGCAGGACGAACUCUUCGGUGACCGACCGCCGAAGCCUGCUAUCGACGACAUUCUCGUAGCCAAGAUGCGCGGCGGUCAGGAAAUCGUGGCCGAACUGCACUGCGUGAAGGGUAUCGGCAAAGAUCACGCCAAGUGGUCCCCGGUUGCCACCGCCUCCUAUCGCCUCCUCCCGACUAUCGAUAUUCUCGCCGACAUUCCCCCCGAGCUCCACUCCAAAUUCGAGGCGUGCUUCCCGCCCGGCGUCAUCGAGCAGAGGGGCGGUCGCCUGGUGGUCGCAAACGCUCGGCGGGAUACGGUCAGUCGGGAAGUGCUGCGGCACCCGGAGUUCGAAGACAAGGUCAAACUCGGACGUGUGCGAGAUCACUUCAUCUUCAGCGUGGAGUCGGCGGGUCAAUACCGCCCGGAGGAGCUGGUUCCGGAGGCUAUCGACGUGCUGCUCGCCAAGAUCCGCAUGGUGCGAGAAUGUGCUCGCGCUUUGUUGUAG
Rhodotorula toruloides NP11 is the source of this 1017-nucleotide messenger RNA. RefSeq names its product DNA-directed RNA polymerases I and III subunit RPAC1. Gene Ontology annotation, molecular function: DNA binding; protein dimerization activity. NCBI's taxonomy places the organism in Eukaryota, Fungi, Basidiomycota, Microbotryomycetes, Sporidiobolales, Sporidiobolaceae. Gene Ontology annotation, biological process: DNA-templated transcription. Bases 1 to 1017 code for a protein of 338 amino acids. Gene Ontology annotation, cellular component: RNA polymerase III complex; RNA polymerase I complex. The record is from RefSeq and is a predicted model, not a curated record. The transcript is spliced from 8 exons.